UUCAAUAAUAUAAUAGUAGUUUACGUCUUGUCCAUAAAUGAUACCAAUAUACAGUUUUGUCAAUCUUGGUAUCAACGUUCAAAGUUUUAGUCAUCUAAUAAGUAUUAACUAUUAAGUAAUAACUAAUAACUAAAAGUUAAAUUGUUUUAUUAUGUAUAAUAUGAGUCUGUGAGUCACGAAUCGUCUUAAGACGACACGGACAAUAGUGACUUGUGACGCGUCUUUGUAGACAUUCGACUAUUUGGUCUAUUCCAUUCUUAGAUCAUAUACAAUAUAAUCUAAGAUUCCAGUAUUUGUGACUUUAAUGCUCCCUAUGAAUUAUGUUAUCACGACUUAUAUACUGAUACGUAAAAUAAUAAUAAUAAAGUAUUCAUUUGUGUUUUAAUUAUAAUAACUUUUGAAGGAGGUGCGAGCUGUUUCAUUUUAAAUAUUACAAUUUUUCUCUUGGGAAUAUUUUAAUUGUCCGUGGUGGCUUUUUUAACGGACAGUCGAGUACGGGCUAAGCUCUUAUACCUGUGGAUUGUAUUUAAUUCUAUGAUGGAGCUAUCCGCUAUUAUGAAGGAUAAAUUGAAUGCUGGUGACAAUGUUGUAGCGCUCCAUGAAGGUGUACUGUUGCAAGGCUGGUCACCCAAGGCUCACCGAUUAUUAGCCUUGGUCGAACGUAAUCUAUCAUUUGGUUUGUUUAUAUUUACGACAUCCAGAAAUCCACCACAAGCAUUUACAGACCUCACAAUCAACUUUGUUGUGCCCAUUGAUAAUGAUUUCAAAUGUGAUAUAGAUUCAUUGUCAGCAGAAUCUAACUCUGAUAUAUAUAUUAAUUUAUCAGCACGGAAUUUUAAAUUAUUAAUGGGAAUGGAUUCAGGUCAUGAAACCAAUCAUUUUUUCAAUGAAUUAUCUAGAUCAAUGGACCUAUAUUUAAAAAAUCAACAGACACUGGAUUUUCAAUGGUUAAAAAAAUAUAAUAUAAACGAUAUUGACUUAGAAUUAGGUUUGAUGAUGAAUAUCAAUGGUGAUAAUACAUCUAAUAGUAUAAUAACAGCUAAUAUGGCUGUACCUGAAAAUGAUGUAUCAUUUCCAACUGGAACACAUACACUAAGUUCUCGAGAAAGUGUUAUACAACGACAAAUGAUUUUGAGUGAAGAACAAUAUACUAAUGCACAACAUUUCCGUAUUUAUAUUGGUACUUGGAAUGUUAAUGGCCAACCAACCAUGUCUUCCCUGAAUGAUUGGCUGACUUGUGAUUCUGAACCUCCUGAUAUUUAUGCCAUUGGUUUUCAAGAACUUGACCUAAGUAAAGAAGCAUUUCUUUUUAAUGAUUCUCCACGAGAAGAAGAAUGGUUACAAGCCGUAACAAAAAGUCUUAAUUCCAAGGGAAAUUAUAAAAAAGUAUCAUUAGUUCGAUUGGUGGGAAUGAUGCUUAUAGUGUUUGUUAAAAAUAAACACAUGGACCAUGUUAAAAAUGUUGCUACUGAUACUGUUGGUACUGGAAUUAUGGGCAAAUUGGGAAAUAAAGGUGGAGUUGCCGUUCGCAUGGAUUUCCAUAACACUUCUUUAUGUUUUGUAAAUACACAUUUAGCAGCCCAUGUUGAAGAAUAUGAAAGACGAAAUCAAGAUUAUCAAAAUAUAUGUUCAAGAAUGGUAUUUUCGAAUUUUACACCUCCAAAAACUGUUAAGGAUCAUAAUCAAGUUUAUUGGUUUGGUGACCUCAAUUAUAGGAUAACCGAAAUGGAUCCAUUAUCCGUAAAAGAUUUAGUACGCAAAAAUAAUUUUAAAAAUGUAUUAGAAGCAGAUCAACUAAAACAACAACAUCGGGCUGGAAAUGUCUUUAAAGGUUAUAAGGAGGGUUUAAUUAAUUUCCUUCCUACCUAUAAAUAUGAUCCAGGCACCAAUGACUGGGACAGCAGUGAGAAGAAUCGUGCCCCUGCAUGGUGUGACCGAAUAUUGUGGCGAGGAAAUUCAAUUAAACAACUUGCUUACAGAAGUCAUCCAAAUUUGUUGAUCAGUGAUCACAAACCAGUCAGCGCGUUAUUUGAAUCUGAAGUAAGAGUUGUUGAUAUGACCAAGUACAGAAAAAUUCAUGAACAUAUAAUGAAAAAAUUAGACAAAGCAGAAAAUGAAUAUUUACCUCAAGUUAUGGUUGAUAACACUGAAAUAAUUUUCCACAAGGUGAAGUUUAUGGAACCUCAACUAAAAGAACUUACAGUUGCUAAUACUGGUCAAGUUCCUGUACAGUUUGAAUUUAUAAAAAAAUUGGAUGAUUCUACGUAUUGUAAAGAAUGGCUACGAAUUGAGCCUUUCAUGAGUUUUAUUGACCCUGGUGAAAAAUGUGAUAUUACUUUAGAAGUUUUAAUUGAUAAAAGAUCAGCAUAUAAAAUGAUCAGUGGCCAAGACAAGUUGUAUGAUAUUUUAGUAUUACAUUUAGAUGGUGGUAAAGACAUCUUUAUAACUGUCACAGGUAACUACGAGCGAAGUUGUUUUGGUUGUUCAUUAGAAACACUUUGUUAUUUGAAAGUUCCUAUUAAAAAUAUACCAUUUGGAAAACUUAUGGAACUGGAAAACAAUAAAAGCAAUAUGACUUCAGAUCCUUACCCAGUACCAAAAGAAGUAUGGUACCUUGUGGAUCAUUUAUACAGGCAUGGUCUUAAACAAGAACAUUUAUUUGAACAAUCUGGUCUCAGAUCUGAAUUUGUCCAGAUUCGAAAUUGGUUAGAUAAUGGAACACCAGAUGCUUUACCCGGUAGUGUACAUUCUGUAGCUGAAGCUCUAUUAAUACUGUUAGACAGUACAUCAGAACCCAUAAUACCAUAUAAUUUGCAUGCGACUUGUUUAUCUGCAGUGUCUUAUUACAGUCAAUGUAAACAAAUUAUUUCUCAACUACCAGAGAGAAGUAAAAAUGUAUUUUUAUACCUUUGUGCGUUUCUUCAAGAAUUAUUGAAUCAUGUCAAUGAUAACAAAUUAGAUGUUAAAACUAUCGCAUCUGUUUUUGGUGAAAUAUUUAUCCGAGAUCCUCCUCGAUCCCGUUCAGAUAAAUCUGGCCAUACUAGAACUUCAAUGUCAAGGAAGAAGACCAAUUUUGUAUACCAUUUUCUAGUCAACGAUCAAAGUGAUUUAAUAAUCAAUACAUCUUUUUAGAUGUUAUAUAAUAUGAUCAUGUCCUGUAGUUAUUAAUGGAAUAUUUUAACUUACACAUUUUAAUCAUCACAAAUUGCUUUUAAUUUAAACAAUUUUGUAAUAAAUUGACCCUUUUAAAUUAAAUAAAGCUUAAAAUGAAUAUGAUCUUAAAAACAAGUGCUUGAUUCAAAAAAUAUGUAUAGUGUAAAUUAUUUAUUAUUUAUUUAAAUUAUUUAUUCAACUAAUAUCUUAAAACUUAUAAGGUUGAAAUGUAUGUUUAUUAUUGUCAUUCAUAAAUGAUGUAGCCUGUUUAUUUAUUUAGACAAAAUCAUAUUCUUCAAUACACUUAAACCUUAUUAUCAUUAUUAUUAUUUUCAAUCAAUUAAUAUUUUAAAAUGGUAACAGUAAUAAAUUAAUUUUAGUUACUAGAUCUUUUGGUUUAAAUAAUAUAAUUUUAACAAUAUAACUUGUCUAACAUUCAGAGCUGAAAAAAUUGUAGGUUGAGACCUGGGUUUCUCUUUGGGAAGAUGGGGCACCAUUUAAACAAUGAUUUUAAUUACAUAGCUUUCAUGUAGCAAUAUUGUCUAUUGAAAAUAAUUUAGCUCACAAAAUUUAUUGUACUGGCCCUAAAAACAUUCCCAUUUUUAAAUACUCUUAUAUAAUCACUUUUAUUAUGUGCAAUAUUAAGCAGGUUUAUAUUUACUAUAUAUUAAUAGAUUAUAUUUAAAUGUGUUCUCAUUAUAUUUAUUUAUUUAUUAUAUUCAUAUUGUUUAAUAUUAUAUGUGUGAAGUAGCAGGGUUACUCUACACAUUUGUGGUACAAACUAUUCCGCUAAUCUAAACUUUGAAUGCUUGUAAAUUAAAAAUAAAUAUUCGUACAAUAUUUUAAUCACAAGAAAUUGAGUGAUAAAAAAGACCAUAGAACUUGUUCUCCAUUGUUUUUAUAUA
Myzus persicae (green peach aphid) is the source of this 4058-nucleotide messenger RNA. It is a transcript of the gene Ocrl, whose product is annotated as inositol polyphosphate 5-phosphatase OCRL-1. Gene Ontology annotation, molecular function: phosphatidylinositol-4,5-bisphosphate 5-phosphatase activity; inositol phosphate phosphatase activity. Gene Ontology annotation, cellular component: membrane. The transcript has 18 exons. NCBI's taxonomy places the organism in Eukaryota, Metazoa, Arthropoda, Insecta, Hemiptera, Aphididae. The record is from RefSeq and is a predicted model, not a curated record. Gene Ontology annotation, biological process: signal transduction; phosphatidylinositol dephosphorylation. Bases 535 to 3132 code for a protein of 865 amino acids.